Hyphopichia burtonii NRRL Y-1933 is the source of this 2497-nucleotide messenger RNA. It is a transcript of the gene TOP1, whose product is annotated as DNA topoisomerase 1. Gene Ontology annotation, biological process: DNA topological change; chromosome segregation; DNA replication. Gene Ontology annotation, molecular function: DNA topoisomerase type I (single strand cut, ATP-independent) activity; DNA binding. Gene Ontology annotation, cellular component: nucleolus; chromosome. The record is from RefSeq and is a predicted model, not a curated record. Bases 162 to 2465 code for a protein of 767 amino acids. Lineage: Eukaryota; Fungi; Ascomycota; Pichiomycetes; Serinales; Debaryomycetaceae. The transcript has a single exon.
UGACUAUUCUCCCGGUGCACUACCCUCGGAAUAAGUAUUUUUUCUGUUUUAAAAGUUUAUAUUAUGUCCAUCUACUUGAACGAUUCUAAACCAUUCUUUAGGCUAUUCUUAGACUAAUUUGUUAGGCUAAAGACCGGCUAAGAGAUUGUAUAUUGACCAGUAUGAGCUCUUCGGACGAUGAGGUUGUUCUUUCUAAAAGAGCAAGACCAGCUAAAAACUCGUAUCAGGAAUCAGAUGAAGAAGAUGAUACUCCGUUAGCAGACAUCUCUAAUGGUAAUUUAAAAGAAGAAAGUGGUAAAAAAAGAAAAUCUUCAAGUAAGAAUUCAUCAAAACCUAAAAAACAAAAAGUUAAAAAGGAGAAAAAGGAGAAAAAGGAGAAAAAGGAAAAGCAUAAGAAAAGUAAACUGAAAACAGAAGUCAAAUCUGAAGCCAGUGAAAGUUUGCAAACUCCAGAAAGUUCACCAAUUAAAAAAAAAGCUGAAAAAGAGGAACUGAAAAGUGAAAAGGAAGAAGAUGAUGAAGAUGAUGAUAAAUUUAAAUGGUGGGAAGAUGAUACUUAUAAUGAUACUAAUAUAAAUGGUAACGGAGAGAAAAAAUGGGAUACUUUAGAACAUAAUGGUGUAAUCUUCCCACCCCCUUAUGAACCAUUACCAUCAUACGUUAAAUUAUAUUAUGAUGGGAAACCAGUUAAUUUACCAUUAGAAGCAGAAGAAGUUGCCGGAUUUUUCGCUGCAAUGUUAGAUAGCGAUCAUACAAAAAAUCCAGUUUUCCAACAAAAUUUCUUCAAAGAUUUCUUAAUAGUCUUAAAAGAAAACGGAGGAUCAAAUGUUGAAAUUACUGAUUUUAAUAGAUUAGAUUUUACUAAAAUGUUUGAUUAUUUUGUUAAAUUAAGAGAAGAGAAAAAAUCAAUGUCUAGAGAAGAUAAAAAAAGAAUAAAAGAAGAACGGGAUAAAUUUGAAGAACCUUUUAAAACUUGUUUACUUAAUGGAAGAAAAGAACAAGUUGGUAAUUAUAAAGUUGAACCUCCUGGAUUAUUCAGGGGUAGAGGUGCUCAUCCUAAAACUGGUAGAUUGAAAAAAAGAGUUUUACCAGAAGAUAUUACUCUUAAUUUAGGUAUUAAUGUUAAAAUACCUGAACCACCACAAGGUCAUAAAUGGGGGGAAAUUAGACAUGAUAAUACCGUUGCUUGGUUAGCGAUGUGGAGAGAAAAUAUCUCUGAUUCAUUUAAAUACGUUAAAUUUGCUGCUACCUCAUCCAUAAAGGGUUUAUCAGAUUUCAAAAAAUUUGAAACCGCAAGAAAUUUGAAAUAUCAUAUUGACGCAAUUAGAAAUGAUUAUACUAAGCUAUUAAAAGAUCAAUUAAUGCAAAAUAGACAAAUGGCUACUGCUACUUAUUUAAUUGAUAUUUUUGCCUUGAGAGCUGGUGGUGAAAAGGGUGAAGAUGAAGCUGACACUGUUGGUUGUUGUUCAUUAAGAUAUGAGCAUGUUACUUUAAAACCUCCAAAUAAAGUGAUUUUUGAUUUUUUGGGUAAAGAUUCAAUUCGUUUUUAUCAAGAAGUUGAAGUUGAUAAACAAGUUUUCAAAAAUUUAAGAAUUUUUAAAAAAUCUCCUAAACAACCCGGUGAUGAUUUAUUUGAUAGAAUUACUCCUUCUAUCUUAAAUAAACAAUUCCAAACUUAUAUGAAAGGUUUAACUGCUAAAGUUUUCCGUACUUAUAAUGCUAGUAAAACCAUGCAGGAUCAAUUAGAUUUAAUUAAAAAUGAAGGUACUGUUGCUGAAAAAGUUACAAAAUUUAAUGCUGCUAAUAGAACGGUUGCAAUUUUAUGUAAUCACCAGCGUACGGUUAGUAAAACUCACUCAACUUCGAUUGCCAAAAUACAGGAUCGUAUUUUGGAAUUAAAAUGGCAAAAGAAUCGUUUGAAAAAAAUUAUUUUGUUAAUUAAUCCUGAUGAAAAAUCGAAAAAUAGUAAAUUUUUCAAAGGUAUUAAUGAAUUGAAUAAAACUCAAAUUAAAAAUGUUCAUAAAAUCGUUAUUGAAAGAAUGAUUGAUCAAGCCCAAAAGAAACGAUUACGAGAAAAGGAAAAAGAAUCUUUAACUGGUACUUGUGCUUUCACUGAUGAAGAUUUAAAGAAAAAAUUAGAAUCCAUUAAAGAAUUACAACAAGAAUACGCUGAAGAAUUAGCUUCUGGUGAUCCAAAAAUUCCAAAAGGUGCUUCAGUUGAUAAAUUGAAAAAUCAAAUUGAAAAUUUAGAAAAUAGAAUCACCAACACUCAAUUUCAAUUGCAAGAUAAAGAAGAUAAUUCAGAAGUAUCCUUAGGGACAUCUAAAUUAAAUUAUAUAGAUCCAAGAUUAAUUGCAGUUUUUUCUAAGAAAUUCGAAGUGCCAAUUGAAAAACUUUUCUCAAAGACUUUAAGAGAAAAAUUCAAUUGGGCAAUCGAGUCGGUUGAUGAAAACUGGAGAUUCUAGCACCACCAAUAUACAUUCAUACUAGUACAAAA